UUACUUUGGGCCUUCUUGCAUACCGCUUUAUUUCCAUCUUGGAAACUGCUGUGUGCAAAGUGGGGGUUUGUUCUGUUGUUGAGGAGGAAGCGUUGCCCUAGGCCUACUCUUCUUGCCUCAGAUAGGAGGCCAGCUUCCCGUGAGGCAUUUUGCUUGCUAUCUUCCAGGCAGUUUCAGGGGCCCUAGAAUCUUCUCCUAAUCAGAGUAUGCACCCAUAGGUUAGUCAGCUAUGACCAUGCAGUAUUCCCAGCUCCCCCGCCCCCCACCGCCAUCUGCUUCCUCUGAAUAUACCAGAUUGGCUGUACACCAGGAUGUUCCGGGAAUCCCCAGGAGAGCAACAGAAUGUGAUGGACCCAAAUACGAUGCCUCAGUAACUCAUUCCAGGAUGUACAAACUGUAACUGUCAGGACACUCCUUACAGCUAAUUAAAAUUCUUCUAGUUACAUCUAUUUUCUAUUACCUCUGUCUAUUUUCAGUGACAUCCAAAAGGUCAAAAUAAUCCCUCUGGCACCACUAUUUUUUUUUUUUUUUUGUCCUGAUGGUUCCAAGAUAGGAUUUGGAAAAAAAAUAAUUAGCUUUUCUCAGUUCCUUAUCCGCGAUGCUAAAAUGGAAAACAUGGCCUCUCUAGCACUUCAUAACUCUAUCUAUGGUACUGAGGUGGCCCAAGUGGCUUCUCUGGUAGCCCACUGCACUCUCCAUGGUACUGAAGGGAUGACCAUUUGUUUUAACUUCUCUCUGGGGUGUCCAGAGAGUUCUGUGAAUUAGAGCCACAAAAGUUUCAACCUGGAAAGCACCAUCAAUAAAUAUAAAUUAGUCCACCCCUCUUAUUUUACAGAUGAAUAAGCUGGGAGGCUCAAUGAUUUACUGAAGGUUAUAGGGCUCUUAACAGGCAAACUGGGCCCACAAUAGUCUUGUACCCUCAUUCCUAUUCUGAUUCACCUCUCUGAAUACUGUGGAUCCCAGCUAGGCUCUUGGUCCCACGAAAGGGAUUUAUUAGGAGGAUCCAGAGAAUGAAGAUUGGUGAAUUAAGAGCUAUAGAAAUAUUAAGUGGUGGCGGAGGUCGUCUAGUGACCCUUGGACAAGGACACUUUGUUAAUCUCCUGUUCGUAAUACUCCCAUAGCCCAGAUUCCACAUGAAAGAGGCACCUGCCCCUUCAUGGAGUCUUACCACAUCCUCCCAAUGUCGAAAAUUAAAGAAGCUCUGAACCUCUGGAGCCUUUUCUCUCUGCUGAUAAGCAGGGCUGACUCCUGGCCCAGUUCUUUUCUAUUAAAGAUCCUUAAGCAAAGUAACGCUUGAGUCCUUUUCUUUCUCCAUAACCUAUUUCAGUUUCAUAAUGCCUAUUGUAAGGAAGUUCUUUAUAUCACAAAUAUUCUGCCUUAAGCAAAAGAAAAAAAAAAAAAAGAAAAGAAAAGGUUAGGCCUACUUUGAUCCAGCCUGACUAGAUGCAAUCCCAUAUGGAGGCCGAAAGGUAGAAUGGACAACUUUAGGUCAUCAUCAGGCCUCUUUCCAUGACUCUUAAUUCUGAGGUUGCUUCUAAGUCCUAACACUGAUCACCUCUCUAGCUGAGAAUCAGGAACCCUCUCCCCUCAUCCUCUUCCUCUCAGUGCUCUUCUUCCCCAGCACUGGAGCGCUGCACAUCCCAGGCCUAGGGAAUUUUAGCCUGGAGAAUUUUAACCCUUUCCUGCUCAGAGCAUGUGCUGAGCCCCUAUCUGUGCAGAUGGCCCAGCCCCGCCCCCCGUCCCUCACUCCAGCCUCUUGAGCUCAGAGCCAGUGUAAUCCUCCUCUUGUGUGAGGGAGCCUCUCCCCUGCAGAGAGGAGGAAAGCCUGCUUCGGAACAGCCCUGGACAAAGGGGCUGAGAUGCCCCAUCAAACCACAGGCUCCAAGGUUUGAAACAAGGGGAUGAAUUCUGUAUAGUAUUUGCAGUUUUUAACCUCUUCCCCAGGCUGGCAGUGCCCCUUAACUUCCACUCCUCCCCCAACUCUCUCUCCAUUCCCUCUUGCUCUGGCUCUCUCCCCCUUCAUGCCCCUCCCCCUCUGUCUGUCUCCAGACUCUGCUGCUGGGAGGUGUUUCUCUCCCAUGCAUGAAUGAGUCUCUGUAAUGAAUGGAAAUGAAUGGAUCAGGAAUCCAGGCGGAGGGAGAAUGAGGGGGGAAGACAGAAAGACGGGUGAGAACAGAAGGAAGGACUGUGGAACCUGGAAGGAUGUUUGGCUGCCUGGUCAGUUAGAGGUCUGUGAGAGCAGCUUAUCCCACUUGGAUAACCGGGGAGCGUGGCAAGCUCACCCUAUUUGCUGGUCAAAUUGCACAGCCUAACCCAAAUUGGAGAGGGGUAUAGUGUGAUAGUCCCUCCCCACCUCAGGGAAUGGGGUGGUGGUGCUGGUAGUUCUGGACCAGACAUUUAAACAUAAUUUUGGAAAAGCAAAUGGGUUAUCAGGAAGCCUGGUAAAUCAAGGGGUAUAGUUUUGGAGGACAGGAGCCCCCUCAUGCCUUAGGAUGCAAGUAGAAAGGAUAGGUUUCUCAACUCCAGGGUGCUGAGAAUCUGGGGCAGGGGGUGACUCUCCACUGUCGAAAAUCGGGGUUCCAAUUUCCUCCAAAUUUGUUCUCUUGCUUUAGCUCCUCAGCACCUGUUGCCUUCAUUAGCAGCUUUUCCUCCUCUUCCCUGCACUCCCCAGAACCAAAGAAUGUGAAGGGGGUCCAUGGAGGUGAGUGAAGCGCUGGCCUCAACCUGCAAAUACAACUGCACUCCCUCCCCUGCCUACUUCUCUCUCCUUGACCUCCCAUUAUUAGAAGUUACAUCCUUGGCCCCAACAUCUCAGUUCCCAUCCAUCCCUCAACUUCCCCAGGGCUCACGUCCGCGCGCUCCAGGUGGCCAUUUAGCGCCAUCGCCACCAGCCUUCGACGGCGAGCUGGAUCUGCAGCGCUACUCCAACGGGCCCGGCGUGAGCGCGGGGUCGCCCGGAAUGGGAGCAGUGGGCUGGUCUGAGAGUCGUGCAGGCGAACGGCGUUUCCCCUGUCCUGUAUGCGGGAAGCGUUUUCGCUUCAACUCCAUCCUGGCUUUGCACCUGCGGGCGCACCCAGGCGCCCAGGCCUUCCAGUGCCCGCACUGCGGGCACCGCGCCGCGCAGCGGGCUCUUCUGCGCUCGCACCUGCGCACGCACCAACCCGAGCGCCCACGUAGCCCUGCGGCGCGCCUGUUGAUGGAGUUGGAAGAACGCGCGCUACUGCGUGAGGCCCGACUAGGAAGAGCCCGAAGUUCAGGGGCCAUGCAAGCCACCCCUGCCACUGAGGGCCUGGUGCGGCCCCAGGCUCCUUCGUCGUCCGCCUUCCGUUGCCCCUUCUGUAAAGGCAAAUUUCGCACCUCGGCCGAACGCGAACGUCACCUGCACAUCCUGCACAGGCCUUGGAAAUGUGGCCUGUGCAGUUUCGGUUCCAGCCAGGAGGAGGAGCUGCUGCACCACAGCCUGACGGCCCAUGGGGCUCCUGAGCGCCCCCUGGCGGCCACCUCCGCUGCGCCUCAGCCUCAGCCUCAGCCUCAGCUUCAACCUCAGCCUCAGCCUCAGCCUCAGCCUCCACCCCCCCCUGAACCCAGAUCGGUCCCCGAGCCGGAGCCAGAGCCGGAGCCUGAACGUGAGGCAACCCCGGCCCCUACUGCCGCUCCCGAGGAGCCCCCCGCACCUCCGGAGUUCCGCUGCCAAGUGUGUGGCCAGAGUUUUACGCAGUCCUGGUUUCUCAAGGGCCACAUGCGCAAGCACAAGGCCUCCUUCGAUCAUGCCUGUCCCGUGUGUGGCCGCUGCUUUAAGGAGCCCUGGUUCCUUAAGAACCACAUGAAGGUGCACGCCAGCAAGCUGGGCCCACUGCGUGCCCCGGGGCCGGGCUCUGGCCCUGCCCGGGCCCCCCAGCCCCCUGACCUGGGCCUGCUGGCCUAUGAGCCACUGGGCCCGGCGCUCCUUUUGGCCCCGGCUCCUACCCCAGCCGAGCGCCGUGAGCCCCCGAGCCUCUUGGGCUACCUGAGUCUGCGAGCUGGCGAAGCCCGGCCCAACGGCGAGGGUGCUGAGCCUGGGGCUGGCCGCAGCUUCGGAGGCUUCCGCCCGCUGCCCGCUGCUCUCCCUGCCCGGGCUCGCAGGCACCGCGCGGAGGAGCCAGAGGAGGAAGAGGAGGUGGUGGAGGCUGAGGAGGAGACCUGGGCCCGGGGCAGGUCGCUGGGUCCUGUGGUCUCCUUGCAUUCCCGCCCAGGCGAGGGGCCAGGGCAGUCUGCACCUGCUGCGAGGGCCCAGGCCAGAUCGGCCGCCACGCAGGAAGAGAACGGGCUGCUGGUUGGAGGGACCCGGCCCGAAGGGGGCAGGGGGGCCACCGGCAAGGAUUGUCCCUUCUGCGGAAAGUCUUUCCGCUCAGCGCAUCACCUCAAAGUGCAUCUUCGGGUGCACACAGGUGAGCGGCCCUACAAGUGUCCACACUGUGACUACGCUGGCACCCAGUCUGGCUCGCUCAAGUAUCACCUACAGCGUCACCACCGAGAGCAGAGGAGUGGGGCAGGCCCGGGGCCACCCCCAGAGCCGCCACCCCCUUCCCAGCGGGGUUCGGCCCAGCAGUCUGGAGCCAAGCCGGCUCCGCAGCCUGCGACCUGGGUGGAGGGUGCUGCAAGUCCUCGGGCUCCUUCGAGCAGUGCCGGGCCCGGGUCCCGUCGGAAGCCCGCCAGCCCUGGGAGGACCCUGCGCAAUGGGCGAGGUGGUGAGGCCGAACCCCUGGACCUGUCCCUGCGGGCGGGGCCGGGAGGCGAGGCCGGGCCAGGGGGGGCCCCCCACCGCUGCCUCUUCUGCCCUUUCGCCACUGGAGCCCCCGAGCUCAUGGCCUUGCACCUGCAAGUGCACCACAGCCGCCGGGCUCGGGGCCGCCGGCAGCCCCAGGCUGACGCAUCCCCCCCUUAUGCCCGAGCACCAUCAGGAGAGACCCCUCCCAGUCCUUCGCAAGAAGGGGAAGAGAGCUCUGGGCUGGCGAGAUCUGGAGAGGCAGGGCUUGGGGGGCAAGAACGGUAGGGAGCCCUCCUAGGGGCAAUUAGCUUAGUGAGCUUACCCCGCAGGAGCAGGGGAGCGCUAGAGGUAGUUGGGUAGAGCAGCCAGCAGGGGGCAACGUGGGACCCAUAUCCCAGCCCCAGGCGGACCAGAGGUGGUGGUGGUGGGGGC
Tupaia belangeri chinensis (Chinese tree shrew) is the source of this 5179-nucleotide messenger RNA. RefSeq names its product zinc finger protein 219 (gene ZNF219). The transcript has 4 exons. Gene Ontology annotation, molecular function: RNA polymerase II cis-regulatory region sequence-specific DNA binding; DNA-binding transcription factor activity, RNA polymerase II-specific. The record is from RefSeq and is a predicted model, not a curated record. The coding region runs from base 2696 to 5032 and encodes 778 amino acids. NCBI's taxonomy places the organism in Eukaryota, Metazoa, Chordata, Mammalia, Scandentia, Tupaiidae. Gene Ontology annotation, cellular component: nucleus. Gene Ontology annotation, biological process: regulation of DNA-templated transcription.